Caenorhabditis remanei is the source of this 783-nucleotide messenger RNA. RefSeq lists its product as uncharacterized. The record is from RefSeq and is a predicted model, not a curated record. The transcript has a single exon. Bases 1 to 783 code for a protein of 260 amino acids. Lineage: Eukaryota; Metazoa; Nematoda; Chromadorea; Rhabditida; Rhabditidae.
AUGGAUCCACAAGUCAUGGUAACUGGUCGGAAGACUUCUAUGGCACCAGCACCCAAGGCAGCCUCCAUCGCUGCCCUCCAGGACAACGUUCAACAAAUCGGCAAAGCGUUGGAUAAUAUGAAAAUCGAAAAUGACAAGAGAUUCAAACGAUUGGAGAGAAAGAUCGUGGAGCAGAAAAAGGAUCAGAAGAUUCUGGAGCUGAAGGAGAAGCUUAGAGAGGCCCAAAGGAAAUAUGAAGCUCUAGAGGAGAGCCAAAACAAAAAACAAAAGGAAGUGCUGAAGAAGAUGACGACUAUCCGGAAAAUCAUCGAUGAGAAGGAAGAAAAGGUGAAGAAAGUUGUGAAGAAAGGGGAGGAGCUUAAGAAGCAGGUGGAGGAGUUGAAGGCCAGCUUGGCUAAAAGUGAAGCCACAAUUUCUGAAAAAGAGGAUCUCAUCGAGAAGCAGAAGAAGGAGGACAAGGAUCUUCGCAACAACUACCGAGUGCUCAGCGAGUUCCACUCAAUGAUGAGAAAUGAGAUCGAGUAUGACGACUGUGCGAUGAAGAUGAUGAAAGAUGAGAAUAAGACAUUGCUGAAGGAGAAUCAGGAGUUGAAGGAGAAGUUUGAGAAGAGGGAACGAGAGGUCCAUCAGAUGAAGAAGGAGAUGAAGGAGGUCCGGAAGAUUGCGAUGGAGAGGGAUGAGCAGAUUGAGAAGGAAUUGGAGGAGACUAGAGAGGAGAUGAAGACUCAGAAGGAGAGAGUGGUGGAGGCGAUGAAGAAGAUGGAGGAGUUGGAAUUGGAUUAA